Messenger RNA from Babesia sp. Xinjiang, 981 nucleotides. RefSeq lists its product as uncharacterized. Bases 1 to 981 code for a protein of 326 amino acids. NCBI's taxonomy places the organism in Eukaryota, Apicomplexa, Aconoidasida, Piroplasmida, Babesiidae. The record is from RefSeq and is a predicted model, not a curated record. The transcript has a single exon.
AUGAGAUUUGGUCAGAAAGCUCUUGCAACAUUUUUUUUCCUGACUUGGAUUGCUAUUACGGCGAAUUCAUUGUGGUACUGCGUCACAUUGAAAUGGGCGUUCGACUACCAGAACAGAUGUCUAAAUAACGAUCGUACAGGUUUCUGUAGUGCACCGGAUACUUCAAAGCCGUCAACUACGAAGGCGAGUUCGCAAAAAUCUUCUCUAGAUACAUCAAAGUCUCCCCAAGCUAAGAAAGUUGAAGCGCCGCCAUCAAAGCUAGCGACUCAUUCGCAGAAUGCAGGUUAUACUUCUAGUGUCCCAAAGGCCAGUUCCCCAGGGUCUAUUUCUCAAACUAAAGAGGUAGAAAAACAGAUUUCAAAACCAUCCGAUGCGCUUCAACCAUCGGGUGCAUCGUCUGGUAAGGAUUCUCAGUCUUUACCUGCAGCUAAGAAAGCGUCUAAGGAUGAGCCAGGAAGUGGCUUAUCGCCACAAGAUAGGUCUAAAUCAGCAGUAUCUUCGCCAGAGAGUUCUCCUAAAGGUGCAGAUGCUAAAUCGUGGUUCCCCCCUGUAGUGAGAUCUACGACUGCGGACUUCCCACCUAAAGACCCAGAGUCAAGAUCGUCUGGCUCACCGUCGGAGAAAGUUACGCCGGCGAUUAAGCCGUCUGAGAAGAAACCUGGACUGGAUGAGAUUUCCCCGGGGGGUAAAGGCCCGUCAUUGGGAUCCAAACCCGAUAGCAUGUCUACUAAAACGGAAGUUGUGCCUCAGUCUACACCAGCGGCUAAAUCAACCCCUGUCUUGGAACCUACCCCUGCCUCGGAACCUGCUCCUGUCUUGGAGCCUACUACGGAACCUUCACCCGUUCCGAGUCCAUCUCAUGUGGAGAAAUCCCCUGCCGUUGCCACUAAAGCUGCUAAGACUAAAACCAAAAAGCGUCAGGAAGGUAUAAAGAAGCUGUAUAAUGUAAAACCUAUGGGUUUUGACGAGAGUUGGCAAUAG